AUGGCCGCCUCCACCAUGUCUGUCUGCUCUGACGCUUGCACCAACUCCUCCUGGCAGGUGGACGACUGCCCAGAGAGCUGCUGUGAGCCCAGCUGCUGCCAGUCCAGCUGCUGUGCCCCAACCCCCUGUCUGACCCUCAUCUGUACCCCAGUGAGCUGUGUGUCCAGCCCCUGCUGCCAAUCUGUCUGUGCUAGCUCCUGUGAACCCUCAUGCUGCCAAUCUUCCUGCUGUGUGCCUGUCUGCUGCACACCCAUCUGCUCUGGGUCUUCCUCCUGCUGCCAGCAGUCUAGCUGCCAGCCCUCAUGCUGUCAAUCCUCCUGCUGUGUGCCUGUCUGCUGCAAGCCCGUCUGCUGUACACCCAUCUGCUCUGGAUCCUCCUCAUGCUGCCAGCAGUCUAGCUGCCAGCCCUCAUGCUGCCAGCCUUCAUGCUGUCAAUCCUCCUGCUGUGUGCCUGUCUGCUGCAAGCCUGUCUGCUGCAAGCCCUGCUCCAGCCCCAGCUGCUGCAAGCCCUGCUCCAGCAUGUCCCUGCUCUGCCGCCCUGCCUGCUCCAGUCAGGCCUGCUGUGGCCUCUGCUCUGGCCUGAAGUCCAGCUGCUGCUGA
Chionomys nivalis (European snow vole) is the source of this 600-nucleotide messenger RNA. Its product is annotated as keratin-associated protein 10-1-like. Lineage: Eukaryota; Metazoa; Chordata; Mammalia; Rodentia; Cricetidae. Gene Ontology annotation, cellular component: keratin filament. The transcript is spliced from 2 exons. The record is from RefSeq and is a predicted model, not a curated record. The coding region runs from base 1 to 600 and encodes 199 amino acids.